GCUUGUUGCGUUUCAAUUGUGGCAUCACUGCUCUCACUGUUACUUAUUUCUUACUAUAUGAUUUUACAUGAUUUUCAGUGUGAUCAUCGAGAGGUUGAUUAGUUGUUCCGGUAUAAUUUUGCAAUUAGGAAUGUACAAGAAAGAUGAGUGAACGUGCUUGUAGUAUCGUUACAAAUGGUUCUCACACUGAUAUCGUUUUAAAAUCAUACAGCAAUCGAACAUUGUUAAUUAUAACACAUUUCAAAAAAUUUGGAACAUUAUUAACGGUAAACCGUGAAUCUUCUGUGAAUGGUUACAGUAGUGAUAUAUUCACAAUAAAGACUCUCUUUGGUAAUGAAAACAAUGAUGCUCAUGUAGCUGCUAGAUACAUAGCGCAACAGAUUGACAUUGAAAAACCAUUGCUGCUAUCAAUAGCGCUUAAAGAUUACGACUUAAAUACUUUAAAAUCUAUUGUUGCUGCUGUGAAUAAGAUAAAAUCAUGUUAAUGUAAUAUCCCAACCACACACGCACACACCAUGAGUUUAAUUUUUGGUCAACUUGUUAUCGGCCCGCCUGGUAGUGGGAAAACAACAUAUUGCAAUGCAAUGUCCAAAUUUCUGGAAUCCAUGGGAAGAAAAGUGGCUGUUAUUAAUAUCGAUCCAGCAAAUGAAAACAUGGAGUAUACUCCAGCAGUAGAUAUAUCUGAAUUAAUUAAACACGAAGAAGUCAUGAAGCAUUUUAAACUUGGACCAAAUGGAGCUUUAAUUUAUUGCAUGGAGUUUCUAGAAACUAAUGUAAAAUGGCUUAUCACAAAAGUUUUAAAUUUAAAAGAUCACUAUCUUAUUUUUGAUUGCCCAGGUCAAGUCGAAUUAUACACACAUCACAAAUCGAUGAGUCAAAUAGGAGAAAAAUUGAACCAGAACUUAGUGAGAUUAUGCAGUGUGCAUCUUGUAGAUUCACAUCAUUGCAGUGAUCCUGGUAAAUAUCUAUCCUCUCUGAUACUUUGUACAACAGUGAUGUUACAAAUUGGUUUACCUCAUGUGAAUGUUAUGACAAAGUUUGAUGAAAUGAAAAAGUUCGGUAGUUGUUUAGCAUUUAAUAUAGAUUUUUAUACAGAAGUACUGGAUUUAAAGUAUCUCUUGGAGCAGUUAGAUGAAAAUCCCUUUACCGCAAAGUACAAAAAACUUAAUUCUGCAUUGGUAUCUCUAAUUGAAGACUACAGUCUUGUUAGUUUUGUACCGCUAGAUGUUUCUAACAAAGCAUUAUUAUUACAAGUGAAAAAUGCGGUGGAUAAAGCAAAUGGUUAUAUUUUUGGUGGUAAUGAGCCGCAAGACAUUCAAACGUUACUCGCGUGUGCAGUAGGGACUGUCAGUGAAACCGAAAAAAUGUCAACACUAGAUGAGUAUUUAUGAACAUUUUAAUUACUCAAUAACUUUAAUAUACACUAGUAUUACAUUAUAUUUCUCGACAUUUGUUAUGUUUAC
Messenger RNA from Linepithema humile (Argentine ant), 1463 nucleotides. Its product is annotated as GPN-loop GTPase 2. Gene Ontology annotation, molecular function: GTPase activity. The record is from RefSeq and is a predicted model, not a curated record. Gene Ontology annotation, cellular component: cytoplasm. Lineage: Eukaryota; Metazoa; Arthropoda; Insecta; Hymenoptera; Formicidae.